Polypterus senegalus (gray bichir) is the source of this 1377-nucleotide messenger RNA. Its product is annotated as apolipoprotein A-IV-like. Gene Ontology annotation, molecular function: cholesterol binding; phospholipid binding; phosphatidylcholine-sterol O-acyltransferase activator activity. Gene Ontology annotation, biological process: high-density lipoprotein particle assembly; very-low-density lipoprotein particle remodeling; positive regulation of lipid biosynthetic process. NCBI's taxonomy places the organism in Eukaryota, Metazoa, Chordata, Cladistia, Polypteriformes, Polypteridae. Gene Ontology annotation, cellular component: high-density lipoprotein particle; blood microparticle; extracellular region. The transcript is spliced from 4 exons. The record is from RefSeq and is a predicted model, not a curated record. The coding region runs from base 59 to 847 and encodes 262 amino acids.
GCAAAGACACACUUCCAUUUGGACAAGGGCAUUACACCAAGAGAACUGGUGAGUCAACAUGAAGUUCCUUGUGGUACUAACUCUUGCAGUCUUUACUGGCUGCCAGGCUAACAUUUUCUGGCAAGAGCAUCACAAAACCCGCCUGGAACAGGUGAAGGAUGCCUUCUGGGACUAUGUAGCCAAAGCGACCCACACUGCUGAGGAUGCCCUUGAGAAGAUUAAGCAGUCUGAGAUUGGACAACAGCUCAACACCAAGAUCGUAGAAAGUGCCAACAGUGCCAAUGUCUAUGCUGUGGAACUGCACAAUAAGAUGACCCCUAUGGCCCAAGAGCUCCUGGACAAAGUGACCCAAGAUGCCGAACUUCUCCGUCAGCAGCUCAUGUCUGAUUUGCAGAAUGUCAAUAAGCAACUGACACCCUAUGCUGAUGAGCUCAAUGAGAAAAUCAAGCAGAAUAUUGAGGAUCUUCGCAAGAGUCUGGUUCCAUAUGCUGGUGACCUGAAAGAGCAGUUUGAUCAGAAUUCUGAAACCCUUCGUCAGACCCUCAUGACUGGCACAGAGCAGCUCAAGGAAAAGAUCAACCAGAACCUGGAAGACCUCCGCACCAAAGUCAGCCCUUAUGCCGAUGACCUCCGUGAGAAGGUCAAUCAGCGCGUCCAAGAAUUCCAGCAGAACCUGGAACCCUACACCCAGACCUUCCAGGAGGGGUUUGUCCAGAAAGCCCAAGAAGUCCAAAAGAACCUAGCCCCCUACGCUGAAGAUCUUAAAGAGAAGUUGAACCCCUACACCCAAGAUCUGGAGUCUCAACUGACAUCUCUGUGGGACUCAUUCCGCCAGAAUUUCAACUAAGACACCCGUGCAUGACCUUUGAGCCUGGAAUUGUUCAUUUUACUCUCCUGACUUCAUAGUGAUUGAAUUGCAUUCCAAAAAGAGGACCCAUUGAGUCAACAAGCAAUGCCUUCAAGUGCUAUGAAAAUCUUGGGAGUCUUUUACUAUUUCCAGCAGCUCUUGGCUAUUCUUUUGGAAGAUCUAAAUAGUAACAUUGCUCCACUGAUGAAAGGGAGUGAUUUUAAUAUGUAUGUCUUCUCUUCUUCAUUCGAACCAACCCACAAUGACUCUCCAAUCCACUUAGUUUAAACCAACUGCUCGUUUUCUAAAUGCUAUAAAGUAAAAGCUCACUAUUACAUCUCCUUGCACACCUUACUUUUACUGCGAGAGUGAAUAAUGCUGCUGCUGCUGCCGGCCUCAUUACUAAUAUGUAGAUGUCAAAAAUUGUACAACCAAUAUGCAGCACUGAAUGAUGUGCCUCGCUGCUUUAGGAAUAGGAGCUGCUUGUAUUUCUGUUGAGUAAUUAAAAAAAUCAGUGUUAGUAAAAUCUA